Molecule: messenger RNA, 2631 nt
Organism: Colletotrichum gloeosporioides
Lineage: Eukaryota; Fungi; Ascomycota; Sordariomycetes; Glomerellales; Glomerellaceae
Product: E3 ubiquitin-protein ligase
Exons: 4
Coding region: 1-2631 (876 amino acids)
Biological process (GO): ubiquitin-dependent protein catabolic process; protein polyubiquitination; positive regulation of proteasomal ubiquitin-dependent protein catabolic process
Cellular component (GO): ubiquitin ligase complex; cytoplasm
Molecular function (GO): ubiquitin conjugating enzyme binding; zinc ion binding; ubiquitin protein ligase activity
Source: RefSeq, a predicted model, not a curated record
AUGGCCUACCGAGAUGUGGAAGACUGGCACAGGACAAAGACCCGACGCCGCUACCCUCAAGGGCCGCUGCCUGUCAACCAUGGUUGGCAUGCCGGUGGCGAGACGUCCUUAGAUUCACUCCCAUAUCGGAGGCCCAAAGACCCUAUACAAGGACCCGACGAGAUAACUUCGUCCCCCGGACGAAGCCGAACCUCCAGGACCAGCAGCGGCGCGUCUGCCACCGUCAUCGAGACGAUGCCCGUGCCUGUGCUGUCGAGAGCUCCAGUGACGGAAACAUAUAGAAGGGGACGAUAUGCAGCCGCAGACUACGCCUAUGAUGACUUUGGCGAGACCGAGUCGCCCACACCCGGCCGGAGAGUGAGUCCUCGGCGUGGUCGGAGCCCAAGAGCCGCCCAACCCUCCCGGCCCCGUCGACCUUAUGCAAGGGAGAGAUCUUCCACGUCUUCAGAGUCUGGCACAGACACCGAGACAGACGAGGAGUCAGCGACCAGUGUAUCGACCCAGGAAGAGAAACGCCAGAGACGGCACGAGAGGGCGAAGCGGGAGAAGGAGAGAGGGAAGCAUGAGAAACACACGCACCGCCUCGUGGUGGAAGAACGGCGGUCCCCUCCAGAGGAGAGAAAGAAGAAGACGCCCAAGCGCCGCAGGAAGAUUAAGGAAAUCGUAUAUGUGGAAGAAGACGAUGAUGAAUCGACCGUGCAUACGCCGCGACAAUCGCGUCAGUCUCUCGACGAACGCAGCAGGUCUCCCUUGCGGCAUCGCUCUCGUCCGUCUCGUUCGGCUUCCGAGAGGCAUUUCUCGAGGCAGCGCUCCCACAGCCCUGCAAGGAGGCCGAGCCAACAUCGGCCUCCAGCGAAGACUUACGAGAUGGUCUCCAAGCCUCCUACGUCCUCCAAAAGGUUGGCGUACGGAAUGCUCCCUUACCGAGGUGAUUCUGACGCUGGCCCGAGCAGAUCUUCCAGAAGACAUCAGUCAGAUGUUGUGUAUAGAGACUCUCGGAUGAUUCGACGCUCCCACACUCUUUCGGGGGCGGCAUCCCAGGUCACAUCGCACAGUACAGCUUCGUCGAACAAACAUUCAUCUAAUUUCAUGGGCCAAAGGCUCGCCAGGAGCGUACGUUCUCGCUCGCCCGAGAAACCUGUCAAAAUGGCACAGUGUAUGAUUUGUAUGGACGAAGAUCGGUCUUCAAAAGUUCCGAAGCUCAAAUGUGGCCACCGCAUGUGCGAGUCUUGUCUUGAAUGGCGAUUCCAACUUUCCAUCACGGAUCCCCAGUCUAUGCCUCCCAGGUGCUGCACGCCAGACGUCAUCCCACUCAAGUAUGUCGAGCGUCUGCUGUCAUCUGACUUCAAGAUGAAGUGGAACAGAAAGUAUUUGGAGUACUCGACCCGUAACCGGAUCUACUGCUCCUCGCGACGCUGCGGAGCAUGGAUCAGACCAUCGGACAUCUAUCGCAGAGGGAGUCGCAAGUGUGGCUCCUGCAGGGUAUGCGGAACUGACGUGUGCUGCUCUUGCAAAGGGAAAUGGCACUCGUCAAGAGACUGUCCCGACGAUGAAGACACCACAAGAUUUCUUGAGCAGGCCAAAGAGGCCGGCUGGCAGCGAUGCUACAAGUGCAAUCACAUGAUUGAACUCGAGGAAGGCUGCAACCAUAUGACAUGUCGCUGCGGAGCGCAAUUCUGCAUGAUUUGCGGCGUCAAAUGGAAGAAUUGCGACUGCCCAUGGUUCAACUAUGAUACGACAGACGCGGAUAGGCUUCCCGAUGUACAAAUUCCGGCAGUGAUCCAGCGGCUUGAAAGGCUGGAUUUGACCAUGACAUCCAGGGGCAUGCGGCCGGCGCUUCGUUCGGGGCCGUCACCUCGGUCUCGGUCCCAAGAUUACGAAGACAGACUCGUUCACAACCGUGACGACGACACGCGCAGAUUUUCGAGUUACGGAGACGACGACGUUCUUGACAGAGGAUACGGGGAACUUACUGGUGCCAGCACGACGAUUGGAAACUACGCAAGUGAUGAUUAUCGCAGAGAAGCUGACGACGUAUUCGUAUCCGGACCACCAGUGCCGCCCGCACCAACGCCACCGGCGGCUUUCGAGCGCCCCACGCCGACCGACUACAUGUCAGGCGUCAACCGGGCACGAGGCCUCCCUCAGGAUACGAUAAGCCAACGAGACUCGAUGGGCCAACGCCUGGCCGAGCGCUUCUCGGAGUUCCGUUCCAGCCUGGGCGGCCCCUCCCGGUCGGUGAUGAUGGGGCCACCGCCGCCGCAUACGGUUUCGCCUCUCGGGCCGAUGACGGCGUCCCCCAUGGGGCCUCCCCCCCCUCCUUUGACGGCGCCCCUAGGAAUGGGGCCUCUGCCGCCAACGCCGAUGCUUCGGCGACACACUAUGGAGGAGGAAGUGUAUAACAGGGCUAGAACCAUGCGACCCCCAGAGCGAGUAGUACCUGGACGUAUGGCUCAUGACUACGAGGCAGAGGCAGCGAUACACGCCACGCACAGUCGGCGGCGUCCAUACGCGGAACCCAAGUCUUCGACGCUCGCCGGCCUCACAGGACCCGGCCGCGGGAUGAACCGGGUAUUUGAGUGGCGGAGUCAUGUCCACCCAGGAGACCCGGAAGACAGUGCCCGGGCAUAA